Hansenula anomala is the source of this 1311-nucleotide messenger RNA. Its product is annotated as LETM1/MDM38 family protein. The transcript has 3 exons. Gene Ontology annotation, molecular function: ribosome binding. Lineage: Eukaryota; Fungi; Ascomycota; Saccharomycetes; Phaffomycetales; Wickerhamomycetaceae. Gene Ontology annotation, cellular component: mitochondrial inner membrane. The record is from RefSeq and is a predicted model, not a curated record. Bases 1 to 1311 code for a protein of 436 amino acids. Gene Ontology annotation, biological process: intracellular monoatomic cation homeostasis.
AUGAUUCAACUGUUAAAGAACCCCAGAAUUGUACAUGGCCGUUUAGUCAAAUUUCCAAUAUCGUCCAUUCAAAGGUCAUCUAUUCUAUACAGUCAAAGACUUCAUAAGGAUGAUCCAACGAUCCCAAAAGUUCCGGCUGUUGAUAAUAGUCCACCAGCUGCUCCUAAACCUCCAUUACUAGAUAGAAUUAAGCAUGAAGUUCAACAUUAUUGGGAUGGUACCAAAUUAUUGGGUUAUGAGAUCAAAGUUUCUAGUAAAUUGUUGUUCAGAAUGAUAAGAGGUUAUGAAUUAACAAGAAGAGAACAAAGUCAAUUGACAAGAACUACUAUAGAUAUCUUUAGAUUAGUUCCGUUUUCAGCAUUUAUUAUAAUUCCAUUUGCAGAAUUAUUAUUACCUGUUGCUUUAAAACUUUUCCCAAAUCUUUUACCAUCAACUUAUGAAUCAAAAGCUGAUAAGAACAAAAAAAAGGAAAAGUUAUUACAAACUAGAAAAUCCACUUCAAGUUUCUUGAGACAAACUUUUGAAGAAAGUGGUGUUAGAUUACCAAAAGCUGUUACAGAAGAGGAAAAAGAAGAAUUUAUUAGAUUCUUUAGAACUUUAAACACUCUUGGUGAAACUGUAACUAAGGAGCAAGUUAUCAAAAUUGCUAGAUUGUUUAAGAACGAUGCAGUUUUAGAUAAUUUAUCAAGACCUCAAUUAGUUGCAAUGGCCAAGUAUAUGAACUUGAGACCAUUCGGCUCUGACCAAAUAUUGCGUUAUCAAAUCAGAUAUAGAUUAUUACAAAUCAUUAAAGAUGAUAGAGCUCUUGAUUAUGAAGGUGUUGAAUCUUUAUCAUUGAGUGAAUUGCAUAGUGCGUGUGUUUCAAGAGGUAUCAAAACUCAUGGUGUCUCAAAGGCUAGAUUACAAGAUGAUUUGAAAAUUUGGUUAGAUUUGAGAUUGAGACAAAAAAUUCCAUCAACUUUAUUGAUCUUGUCAAGUGUUUAUACUUAUGGUGAGGCUUCAAAUAACUUGGAUAGUUAUUAUGAUGCCUUGGUUCAAGUUUUACGUUCUAUUCCUGAUCAAGUUUAUGAUGUUACCAAAUCCGAAGUUGAUGAUGAUGCCAAGUUGAAAUUGAACAUUAUCAAAGAACAAGAAGAAUUGAUCAAAGAAGAAAAAGAACAAGAACAAGAGAAUAAAAACGCCUCUACUGUCAAAGAUGAUAUCAAUUUAGAAGAUUAUGAAAAGGAAGAAAGUGAAAAAGAAGGAAACGACAGUAAACAAAUUGAAGUAAAAUGGGCUGUCUGGUGUGAUUCUUUGUGUAAAAUUAAGUGA